This is a messenger RNA of Lethenteron reissneri (Far Eastern brook lamprey), 4735 nucleotides long. It is a transcript of the gene CPSF2, whose product is annotated as cleavage and polyadenylation specific factor 2. Gene Ontology annotation, molecular function: RNA binding. Lineage: Eukaryota; Metazoa; Chordata; Hyperoartia; Petromyzontiformes; Petromyzontidae. The record is from RefSeq and is a predicted model, not a curated record. Gene Ontology annotation, biological process: mRNA 3'-end processing by stem-loop binding and cleavage. Gene Ontology annotation, cellular component: mRNA cleavage and polyadenylation specificity factor complex.
CGAUUUUCCACGCCAGUCUCAGAAUUGGCGCCGCGUCCCUCCGUGUUGGACACGCGCGAAUUUUCCUCGAAGUUAGGGGGCCACCCCCCCCCCCCCCCACAAAGUCUCCGUGUCCCGACAGGUUCCUUCCUCAGUGACAACAGGUACCGGAAGACUGAGAAAGGGACGAAGCAGCCAUGACCUCCAUCAUCAAGCUCACGGCCCUGUCCGGAGUGCAGGAUGAGGGCGCCCUCUGCUACCUCCUGCAGGUCGACGAGUUCAGGUUCCUUCUCGACUGCGGCUGGGAUGAGAACUUCAAGGCGGACUUUGUGGAAAUUCUCAAACGGCACAUCCAUCAGAUAGAUGCAGUUCUUCUCUCGCACCCUGACACUCCACAUCUGGGCGCCCUGCCGUUUGCCGUGGGAAAGCUCGGGCUGAACUGUGCCAUUUAUGCCACCAUUCCUGUGUACAAGAUGGGCCAGAUGUUCAUGUAUGACCUCUAUCAGUCAAGGCACAACUCGGAAGAUUUCAAUUUGUUUACGCUGGAUGAUGUCGACGCUGCUUUUGACAAAAUCCAGCAACUGAAGUACAACCAGAUUGUUUACCUUAAAGGCAAGGGACAUGGCUUGUCUAUAACCCCGCUGCCUGCUGGCCACAUGAUUGGGGGCACAGUGUGGAAGAUUGUAAAAGAUGGAGAGGAGGAGAUCAUCUAUGCGGUGGAUUACAACCACAAAAGAGAGAUACACUUAAACGGUUGCGCUUUAGAGACUGUCACAAGACCAUCACUGCUCAUCACUGACUCACUAAAUGCCACAUACGUUCAAGCCAGGAGGAAACAACGAGAUGAACAGCUGCUAACGAACAUCCUUGAGACGCUGCGUGGGGACGGCAAUGUGCUGCUUGCCGUGGACACGGCGGGUCGCGUGCUGGAGCUGGCCCAGCUGCUCGACCAGAUCUGGAGGACCAAGGACGCGGGGCUGGGAGCGUACUCCCUCGCGCUUCUCAACAACGUCAGCUACAACGUCGUCGAGUUCUCAAAGUCUCAGGUGGAGUGGAUGAGCGACAAACUGAUGCGGUGCUUCGAGGACAAGCGCAACAACCCGUUCCAGUUCAGGCACCUGUCCCUGUGCCACAGCCUGGCCGACCUGGCCAAGGUGCCGAGCCCCAAGGUGGUGCUGUGCAGUCAGCCCGACCUGGAGUGCGGCUUCUCGCGCGAGCUCUUCAUCCAGUGGUGCGGCGACCCAAGGCACUGCGUCAUCUUCACGGCCCGCACCAUGCCAGGCACGCUGGCACGCACGCUCAUCGAGAAGCCGGGACUGCGCCGGGCAGAACUGGAGAUACGCAAACGUGUCAAGCUUGAAGGUAAAGAGCUUGAAGAAUAUAUGGAAAAAGACAAAAUAAAGAAAGAAGAAGCGAAAAAGCAAGAGCAAGCCAAAGACGAUGAUGAAUUUUCGAGCGACGACAGCGACCUGGAGGGUGACAUGGAGUACCAGCCGGCGGGCAAGGCCAAGCACGACUUGAUGAUGAAGAGCGAGAACAGUCGCAAGGGCAGCUUCUUCAAGCAUGCCAAGAAGUCCUACCCCAUGUACCCAUCGACGGAGGAGAAAAUCAAGUGGGACGACUACGGAGAGAUCAUAAAGCCCGAAGAUUUUUUCAUGCCCGAGUUGCCAAGCGUGGAUGAGGACAAGGGUGUCGAAGCUCAUCACCAGGCGGAGGAGGCCAUGGAGCAGGACCUGACCGAUGUGCCCACCAAGUGCAUCUCCAGCAGCCACACGGUCGAAAUUCGGGCCAAGUUGAUCUACAUCGACUACGAAGGGCGCUCAGACGGCGAGUCGCUCAAGAAGCUCAUCAGCCAGAUGCGCCCGCGCCAGCUGGUGAUUGUGCACGGGCCGCCUGACGCCACGCGCCACCUGGCCGACGCAUGCCGUGCGUUCGGCGGCAAGGAGAUGAAGGUGUACACGCCGAGGCUGCACGAGACGGUCGACGCCACGAGCGAGAACCUCAUCUACCAGGUGAGGCUCAAGGACUCGCUCGUGAGCUCCCUGCGCUUCUGCCGGGCACGGGACGCCGAGCUGGCGUGGAUCGAGGGCGCGCUGGACCUGCGGGUGGCGCGCGUCGACACGGGGGUGGUGCCCGAGGACGGGACGCCGCGCGACGACGACAACGCGACGGCCGGCACCUCGGCGGGCGGCUCCGGCGAGACCAUGGAGGUCGAUCGCCCGCACCGAGCCGCCCACGAAACGGAGGCCGCCCCCGGCAUCGCGGGCCGCUCUCAAGCGCAGCCCCUGGCCGGGCUGUUUAUCGACGAAGAUGCGACGACGUCGGCGCGCGUCACCGUCGGCCCCGAGGAGGGCGACAUCAUCCCCACUCUGGAGCCGCUGCAGCCGAACGAGGCGCAGGACCACGCGGCGGUGUUCAUUAACGAGCCGCGCCUCUCCGACUUCAAGCAGGUGCUGCUGCGAGAGGGCAUCCAGGCCGAGUUCAUUGGCGGCGUGCUCGUGUGCAACAACGUGGUGGCCGUUCGCAGGACGGAGGCGGGCCGCAUCGGCCUGGAAGGAUGCAUAUGUGAGGACUACUACAAGAUCCGUGACCUCCUGUACCAGCAGUACGCUAUUGUGUGACCUCUCUGGCUCCGGGCGCUGAAGGUGGUGAUGCUGAGAGGGCCUUUUUGGUGGCGCGUCCACUCCCCUUGCGUGACGAUUGUCUUCGUACUUUUCUAGUCUCCCCAUCCCGAAUGUAAAUGACCGCGACACGAAGCCGUGGAUCGUAACGUCGGGUAAGCUUUCGGAGAAAAUGCCAGUUUUUUUUUAUAAUUCAGAGCAUUUUUGACAAUUAUGAAAGGGAGACGUAGGUCACCGUUCGUCAUAAUUGGCCGUUCAAGGAAUGCUUCUGGUAGUGGAUAUAGUUUUAACCGAAGGCGAUUCUUGUGUACAGUAAACGUAUGUUUUCCGCUGUUCGCUGGCCAGGAUGGCCCGUGGAAUUGGAAUACAGAAUACAUAUUUUCACGGCUGCCAAUGUUUCCUUUUCCACCUGUACAAAUAAAACAAAUGCAUCCAUGUAAUGACGCUUGCAACUUGAUUUUAAUACCCAUUUGCUGUUUGUAAUCGAUACAUUUCCUGCUGUUGGUGAUGUUAACGGCAGUGAAUAUACCGGUAAAAAUUUAAAUGUUGCAUUAAUUUAUUACGUGCAUAUUUACAACAGCUCACUCGCUCCUUCACGAUAUGAAAUGCGGAAUUGCCACCGCCCGCUCGGCUAUACACGGGAGAUGCCUCGAUGCUCACUGAAGCAAGAAGAUAAUUUCCAACGACAAAGAUUGCAUGGCCAAUGGCAGAUGUAGCGUGGCCCGAUUUGCUCUGUCAACUUAUUUUUUAUUUUGGCCAGGAAAGUCUCAAAACUCUUUCAGGAGGGUCCUGCCCAGUUUUUGCAGUCGGACGGGUGACGUUGCUGUCAUGGCGAUUGAGUAAUUUGCAGGGAAUGUUUCAAUAUUGGGAUGUUUGGCCAUUUUUUUUCUUAUGGGAGAAAACGGAAGAACCCGGAGGAAACCCAUGCAGAACAGGAGGAGAGCGUACAAACCCCACACGCAGAAAGGUGCCCGAGUCGGGAGUCAAACCCAGGACCUUCCUGUUGUGAGGCGCCAGUGUUACCACUCGCGCACCGUAAAUGUUCCAAGGACCCAGACCAGGUAUUUCCCCAGUUGGUACCACCUGAGGUGGCACAAUAUGUCCAAUAACGGUGGAUCGCGAGAUAAACGUUUGAAAUGAGUGGCGCUAUCAAGUAAUUCACUCAUGUAUUCACCAUGUAAAUAUAUCGGUACUACGAAAGCUUUGCACCUCUGUGGUACCGAUUUCUGCUCUUAACCCAUGGACUAAAUGGGAAGUUUGAUUAUAUCUGAAAAGUGGCCAGAAUACUAAAAAGGUAGCAAUGCUGUAGAGAGACGGAGAGUAAGGUUAACUCUCCAUGCCCACAUUUUCACGAGACAGGACUUCGUUUUUUUCUAUAGAGGGCAGCAGCACAUGCAAUGCAUCUGUUGUCUGGGCUGCUCUCUCGCAAUUAGCCAAUCUGCCGCCCCUCGCCAGUAUCAAACAUUGCAGCGGAAUUGACACACGUCGCCUUUCACAAGUAUCAACUCGAUCAUUUUUGCAAUCGGAGUAAAAAAAAAAAGGUGUGUGGGCGUUUCCAGUUCGGCGGCUGCUUCCAGCUGUGUUCUGCACGAUUGGCGCACAUCCAGAUUAUGGGGUGAACUUUUUAUACGGUACACGAAUCUCACCUUUGUUGGACCGCGUUGAUCGCCUAAAGGUUAAAUUGGAUUUGCCGUUCGCACCGCCCGAGCAAGUGCUUGGCUUCUGGAGCUUCUUUGCAACUUGUUUUAGGCAGUGUUGUGACUGCAGCCCCCCUACCUGUUAAGUCUGUGACCUCAAUACAAAAUAUACGAGCACUGAUGCAGUAUACUGCCCUGAGCCAGUGAUGGAAACCCCACCUUCUUAUGGUGGGUGCGAGUCUUGUCAAGUAGAAUAACCACUGUUGACGUGCCCAAAAUCUGGUACUAAUUUUGUAGACCAUGUACGGAUGAUGGGCUGAGUCAAUCCCCAUCAGGAUUGAACUCGUGCCACGUUGCUCAGCAUGUGAUGUGACAAAAAUGUUUUUAUAUUUUCACAUGCAGAGCAUUCGUCAUUGUCUUUUGAGAGCAGUCUCCCAUAUCAAUAUGCACUGGUAUGUCAAGACUUACUAUCAGUCCCAGUACCCUUUGUAUCUAAUG